GGGGCGGUAGUAGCCAGGAUCUAUCUCUGUAACUACAUCAACUCCGCCAAACGCGGUCACGAAGUAGAAUGGUUGACAGAUAGAGUCAAAACUGUCAAACUUUUAGUAGUCUGAGUGUAUAAAAAAUUAGUAAGUUCAUCAUGAACACCGCGCUGAAACACUGGAAGGAGGCAGCUACUCUCAUCUUGGCCGCAGGACACAGGCUGGGCGCCGACAGUCUACCGUGUCGGACUCCGCAGGUCAGCGGGAACACGGGCUCUCUGCCCCGCGGCUCCCUCUUUGAUUACCACGUUUUGAUGCUCAAACGGAGCUCUAAGAGCGGGUUCAUGCCCAAUGCUUAUGUGUUUCCCGGCGGCGUGGUCGACCCCUCGGACUUUUCCAGCGACUGGUUGGACAUUUUUAAACCCUUCACUGGCUCUCCCAGUUUUGGGUUAAGAGGCGUGAAGCAGCCCGCGGAGAGCAGACCCCCGUUAUUCGCGACUGACCGGGUCAAACUGGGCUCUCCUGUCCCGGGAGAGGUGGCCCUGAGGAUCUGCGCCCUGAGGGAGACGUUUGAGGAGUCCGGCGUGUUGUUGGUCGUGUCGAAAAGAGAGGAGAAGCGUUUUAAGGGCCUGGAGGACGGCUGCGACGUCUGCAGCGGUGAGCUCACAAAGUGGAGAGAUCUGGUGAACCAGAACCCGUCCAACUUCAUCAGGAUGUGCAGGGAGCUGGAGAUACUGCCCAACAUCUGGGCUUUACACGAGUGGUCCAACUGGCUGACCCCUGAGGCCAGAUAUGGCACCAAGAGGUUUGACACGGCUUUCUUCAUGUGCUGUGUACAGGAGACACCAAGGACACUUCAAGAUGAAAAGGAAAUUGUUCGCUUUCAGUGGUCUACACCAUCCGAGAUCUUGCAGAGUUACCGGGAGCAGCAGCUGUGGAUCGCUCCUCCUCAGUUCUACGAGCUCAGCCGAAUGUGUCGUUUCUCUUCGCUGAAUGACCUCCAGAACUUCAGCUACCAACGGGCCACAGAGGGCUGCCAGCGGUGGUUACCUGUCAUCCUCCCAGAAGACGAGCACCACGUUUCACUGCUGCCAGGGGACAAACAUUAUCCAGCGGACUCUUCGGGGCUGACUCAGAUGGAGACUUGUCAGGAUGAUUCUGGACUGCACCGCAUCGUGUUAUCAGAUCCCUACACUGCAACUCUACAGAUCACCAUCAAACCCAAGUACAACCACCUGCUCCCUGUUGUGGAGCCAGCUGAGUCACAAAACUCAAAAAGUCAUCUUUGACCACAAAUGUUGCUCCUCUGCUUUUAUUUCUGCACCAAUAGGGAAAAAAGAGAUUGUAUUAGAGAUGAACAAAUGUAUUACUUUAAUAUUUAAUGUCAUGAAAGCUGUUUUAUUUGCAACCAAACUUUCAUCAAAGGAAUUAUUUUUAGUAAAACUGAAAACAAUUGCUAAUACCCCAACUUUGUUGUUAAUUUUCAAAACUUUUAAAACGUUUUUAGAUUUUAUACAGUACAUUUGAAAAGAGAAUAGCUUGACUUUAAAUACAUUUCCACUCCUGAUUCAGCUCAAAUUAAACAACUCUUUGCAACAGAUUUGAGCAAACAAGAAACCCAUUCAACAAUUUAAAACAAAGGGAAGUUGUGUAUUGUAAGUUAUAUAUUUGCUGCUGUGAGAUGCAAUGACAAAGAAAACUUUAAUUUUCAAAAGGAACUGAUCAAAUAGAGCAUUAAUAAACAAAUAUUAACUUUGUGAGAAGAUUUAUAGAGAAGAACAAAGGGUAUCAAACUUCCAGGCAUAGGCUUUGUGUUCAAAUCAUGUUCAAAUUGAUAUGUUUGUCUUUAGGUGUGACACUUAGUUUUGUUGGUUUAAAAAAAUAAGCUGGUUGCAACAAAUUGCUCUUUGAAAUGUUUAGCUUGUAGUGACAAGUUUGGCGUUAGAAGUUUGAAAGUGACUAUUUUUUCUUCAGAUUAAAACAACCAUAUUUAUUCAUGUAUAAUGCAAUAAAAGUAUAAUGAGAUCCCCAUUCUUUGAGCUUAAAAGCAUUAAAAAAAUCUAAUCCCUGUGUUUAAUCAUA
Molecule: messenger RNA, 2064 nt
Organism: Austrofundulus limnaeus
Lineage: Eukaryota; Metazoa; Chordata; Actinopteri; Cyprinodontiformes; Rivulidae
Gene: nudt19
Product: nudix (nucleoside diphosphate linked moiety X)-type motif 19
Exons: 3
Coding region: 141-1271 (376 amino acids)
Cellular component (GO): mitochondrion
Molecular function (GO): hydrolase activity, acting on acid anhydrides, in phosphorus-containing anhydrides
Source: RefSeq, a predicted model, not a curated record